AUGGAAUUGCUCCCUUUGCGAAGUGGAAGGCGGCUUCAAAGUCUGUCGAAGCUUUCACGCUCAAUCCUGUGGUUGCUUUUGGCGCGCAUAGUGUAUAGCUUGCAGCGGAGAUUGAGGAGUUCCUGCAUCCCAAGAUCCUUGCAGCCCGAGAAGAAACCCUUCAUGGCCUUCUCUGGAUCUGGCCUUCUCCUAGGCUAUUUUCAUGGCAUCGUCACAUACAUACGAGACCAUUUCUAUGUUGAGAACCUGCAGCUCUCGGGAAUCAGUGGAGGCUGCUCAACAAUUCUUGCACUCGCCAUGGGCAUUGAUUUGUAUCAGAUCCUUCUGUUGGGCUUACACAUGAAACAAAUAUUUUUGAAGAAGGGUAUCUACUGGCAUGACUUUGAGGACAUGGUGGAAUUUACCAUGCAACACUGGAAGCAGAUUGGAAUCUCAGAUGAAGAUGUGGCCGAGCUUGCUGCUAGAAAGCAGUGCCACAUAGGAGUUACAAAGUGCUUUCCACCUGGGCAUUGCUGCAUUGAAACUCCUCACACACUUCGGGACCUGGUGGCUUUGGUGCUCUCUUCGAUGAGCGUCGUGCCGUUCUUCCGCACACCUGGUAUUUACGAAGGAAAGUACUACAUUGAUGGUGGUUUCUCAGCAAUGUACUCCGUUCCUCCUGGUCAACGGUGGGACGAGGUCAUCAAGGUCACUUGCUUCCCCUGGUGGGCCACAUUGUUUCCUCCUGCACUGGGCAUAGCUGAUAUUCAGCCUUAUCGCUUCAUGCCUACCGAAGUGUUUGUGCUUUACCCGUGGGAGCACCAACGAGAGCUGAUCAAGCAGGGCUACGAGGAUGCCAAGCUUCAGCAUGACCAGCUAGUUGCCAGAGGAUUGCGCCCCUUGCCAAAUGCACCCUUGACACCAUGGUCUGAAUGGGAAAGCCUCUUUGCGGGUAUUGAUGAAAACAAUUUGCCGCCCUUGAGUUCACAGCGCUCCACUGUGGUGGCAUCGGAGAUGGAGAAGCACCACUAUGAAGUUCUUCGCACAUUUUCGCAGUCCGACUUGCAUGAUGUCCUGAAGGGCCCCAGGCUACGACGCUUUGACUGUGCAGGUUUGCGAGCUCACAUCGUUAACAUCACUCGAUGCCAGCAAAAGCUUCAAAUCUUGGACCUGCAACACAACCCUGAGCUGACGUCUGUGUCAGAGAAGAGGUCCAGGCCUGCUAUUCUUGAGCGGCGAAAUGCAGCUAGCCUCUGGUUGGCUACACUUCUGAAGUUUGGUGAAUUACGAGAUCUUCGCAUUCGUUCUGAGAAAGAUGACGGAUACAAGAAGGAUUUGCUAAGGCAGCUGCAGUCUGAUGAGCUAGAUUUCUCUGAUUUGCAACUACGGGCAAUUCCUUCGAGUUUAAAGGGCCUUACCACCAUGCGACAGUUGAAAGCAAAACGAAAUGAGAUUGAGGCGUUCCCAGCAGAGCUUUGCUCCUUGAAGAAGCUGCAAUUCCUGGACCUGUACAGUAACAAAUUGACAGGCUUGCCUUCCAACAUCGGCAAAUUGGAAUGCCUCACAGAGCUGGAUCUCUCAAACAACUUGCUUGUGGAGCUUCCAGAGAGUCUUGGAGAUUUGACUCGCCUUGCAAGGUUGGAGGUUGGUCAGAACAAAUUGAGCAGCUUACCAAAGAGACUUAGCAAGUUGACUUGCUUGACAACAUUGGGGCUCAGGACAAAUCUCAUCAAUGAUUUGCCAGACAAACUGGAUGAACUGCAAGUGCUCAAGACUCUCGAUCUCAGCGGAACUCCUCUUGGAAAGUCACUUCAAUUGCCCCAGCACGGACACUGUCCACUAAGACGAACGCUGUAUCUUAUGAACAAGUAUGACGCCUUGCGGGUGAUCAAGCUUCAUAGGUCACAGAUGAGUGCUCUACCAGAUGAUCUGGCUUCGUGGGGGCAAGGACCUCCGCCAAAGCCACCUCCAGCUAACUCUGCACGUUUCAGUCGAACGGACUUUUCAAAAGGCAGUGGGACGGACAAGGAACCUUCUGGCUACAACCGCUUUUUCGGUGCUACAUUUGGAGAAGAUGAGGACAUCCCCUGCUUUGCCAAGAGGCGCUCAGCCCGAGAGGAGGCUGGUGAGGACUCCAACCUGUUUGAGGCUGGUUGGGUAUGCACACAGUUUGGUUUGAACGAGCAAAUAUGACCCGUAUGACCAUCCACAACAGAAUCUAUUCGAGUAUAUUGACGAAUCCUGUGAGUCACGUGCACUGAAUUUUGUCAUUGCUAAGUUUUGACAUGUUUUGCCAACCUUUCAACGUUGGAUUAAAGUCGGGCGAUCGUUUGAAGAUGUUAAUGUGAAUUCCAGGUGACCACAGAACUGGCCGACAUUGAAGAUGGCCUUUGGAGAUAAUCCCCCAAGAAUCCAACAAACAAGCAAGUUUCAAAAGCACAUUGACCCAGAUUUCCU
Messenger RNA from Durusdinium trenchii, 2436 nucleotides. The record is from the annotation of a GenBank genome assembly. NCBI's taxonomy places the organism in Eukaryota, Dinophyceae, Suessiales, Symbiodiniaceae.